GGCCCGGACAGCCGUGCAUGUGGUGGGAGGGGCGGACAGAGCUGAAGCAGCGGCAGUCCGGGCUCCAACAUCCUCUCUGCGAAGUCUCACUGCCCCCCACCCCCCUGCUUCAAAAUCCUCCAGAACCCAAAUCUGCUCCAUGUGCUUUUUUUUUUCCUUCUUUUUUUUUUAACGGCCCAUCACGUAGACCCGAGGCGGCGAGGCGAGGUGGAAGUGAAGGCUACAUCGAAUUAGCCGCGCGGAGGCUGCUUUCUGGAAGUUUUUCUCCUUCGCCCCGGUACAGUAAAGCAGGAAAAUUGCUUGGUGUGGCUGUAUUGGUGAGAAGGCUCGGGAGGAGGGGAAACUGCGGGAAAUGAUGACUGCAAAAGAAACGGCGGCAGAGAAGAUAAUAACAGAUGCGAUGGCUAAUCCUUCUCCAGCAAAGAGCAUGGGAGACCCUGGAAUCACCCCGCUGUCUCCUUCACAUACUCAGCAAAACGACACAGACCAGGUAGCGUCAGAGCCGUCCUUCGUGGUGGUGGUUGCCAUUGACUUUGGCACCACGUCCAGCGGUUAUGCCUACGCCUUCACUAAGGAGCCCGAGUGCAUUCACACCAUGAGGCGUUGGGAAGGCGGGGACCCUGGUGUGUCCAAUCAGAAGACGCCAACCACCAUCCUGCUGACUCCAGACAGGAAGUUCCACAGUUUUGGCUACGCGGCUCGGGACUUCUACCAUGACCUGGACCCCAGCGAGUCCAAACAAUGGCUCUAUCUGGAAAAAUUCAAAAUGAAACUCCACACCACUGCAAAUCUGUCCAUCGACACAGACCUCCACGCAGCCAAUGGGAAGCGAGUGAAAGCUCUGGAUAUCUUUGCAUAUGCAUUAGCCUUCUUUAAGGAGCAAGCACUGAAGGAGCUGAGUGAUCAGACAGGCGGAGAAUUUGACAACAAUGAUGUGAGAUGGGUGAUCACUGUUCCUGCCAUCUGGAAAAUGCCUGCAAAACAGUUCAUGAGGGAAGCUGCCUAUAAGUCUGGUCUGGUGUCCCGUGAGAACCCAGAUCAGCUGAUCAUCGCCUUAGAACCAGAGGCGGCAUCAAUCUAUUGCCGCAAGCUCCGCCUCCACCAGAUGGUGGACCUGGGCACCCAUAGCACCCAGAACGGCUGCAGCCCCACUGACAACGUGGGGGGUGGAAUGACCCAAGUUUCUCCCGGUCAUGCAGCAAAGGAGCAUGUUCGGCGCAACCGGCAGAGCCGCACCUUUUUGGUGGAAAAUGUCAUAGGGGAGCUUUGGUCGGAGCUGGAAGAAGGUGACCGAUAUGUGGUGGUGGACUGUGGCGGGGGAACAGUGGACCUGACUGUCCAUCAGAUCCGUCUUCCAGAGGGACAUCUAAAAGAGCUCUACAAGGCCUCAGGUGGUCCCUAUGGCUCGAUCGGGAUUGACUAUGAAUUUGAGAAGCUGCUCUGUAGGAUCUUUGGCCAGGAUUUCAUUGACCAAUUUAAGAUCAAGAGGCCGGCUGCCUGGGUGGACCUGAUGAUUGCGUUUGAGUCGCGAAAGAGGGCAGCAGCCCCUGACAGGAGCAACCCCCUCAACAUUAACCUGCCCUUCUCCUUCAUCGACUACUACAAGAAGUUCAGGGGCCACAGCGUGGAACACGCCCUGCGCAAAAGCAAUGUGGACUUUGUUAAAUGGUCGUCUCAGGGGAUGCUGAGGAUGAGUCCAGAUGCUAUGAAUUCUCUCUUCAAGUCCACCAUAGACCACAUCAUCCAACAUCUCACGGAACUCUUUGAGAAGCCAGAGGUGAGUGACAUUAAGUUCUUGUUCCUGGUGGGAGGUUUUGCUGAGUCCCCCCUGCUGCAGCACGCUGUCCAGGACAUGCUCCAGGGCCGCAGCCGCAUCAUCAUACCCCACGACGUUGGCCUCACUAUCCUAAAGGGUGCUGUGCUGUUCGGCCUGGACCCCAGCAUCAUUAAAGUCCGCCGCGCGCCCCUCACAUACGGGGUGGGCGUCCUCAACCGCUUCGUGGAUGGCAAGCACCCGCCGGAGAAGCUGCUGGUGAAGGAUGGCACGCGCUGGUGCACCGACGUCUUUGAUACCUUCAUCGCUGCCGACCAGUCGGUGGCCCUGGGUGAGAUGGUGAAGCGGAGCUACACGCCGGCCAAGCCCUCUCAGCAGGUCAUCGUCAUCCACGUCUACUGCUCCGAGAAGGAGAAGGCGGGCUUCAUCAGCGAGCCGGGCGUCAGGAAGUGUGGGACACUUCGCUUGGAUGUAAGCGGAACGGAAAGCGCAGCGCCGCGCCGCGAGAUCCAGACGCUCAUGCAGUUUGGUGACACAGAGAUCCGGGCCAUGGCAGUGGAUGUGUCCACCGGACGCACUGUUAAAGCUAGCAUUGACUUCCUAAGCCACUGAGAAGAGAGCAAGGGAGCUAAUGUUCCAAAAUAGUUGGAAACACACACACACACACACACACUAACACACAAACACACAUACACACACACACACACACACACAAAAUGGUUAAUGAUGAUAAAUCUCAAGGCUCCGUCACUGUGUUUAAGUGUGGGUGAUAGACGGUUGGAAUUAAAGUGUUAAGUUCCCCUUAAACCCGGGCUGACUGUUCAACUGUAGAAUUCACGUUAAGAAAAGACUGGUCGAGGUCAGUGUGUUUAAGGUCCGUCGCCUCACUCCAACCCUGUAGUCUGUUUGCUGCAGAGCUCUAUAGUGUUGACACACUCAUAACAAAUCAUAGCAUACACACCCCACGCUGAGGCUGAGGUUGAGGCUCAGCCUGAGGUUGAGGAUGGGGUUGAGGCUGAGGUUGAGGCUCAGCCUGAGGUUGAGGCUGAGGCUGCAGCCGUGGAGUCAGGUUGAAACUGCUGCUGACAGGAAGGAAAAAGGCUAAUUUACUUGGUAUUCACCUCUCAGCCAUAAUGUAUGACAGGAUAGCUUUUCAGAUUCUCUCCCUGUCCAUUCUGGAGGAAGAAAAAAACAAGACAUACUGUAUAAUAUUCCAACACUAACAUGGUGGAUAGACAUUCAAUAUGCAUCUUUACAUGCUUUACUUUCUUUGUCAGAUCACAGCAGACCAUUGUGCAGUAUAUCUGUGCACUACAAAACAUCAUAAUGGAUGGAAGGACUUAAUACUCUUCAUGAGCUCCAAAAAACGACAUCAGCUCCUCUACACUACAGUUGUGAAGGUCAUGCCGGUGGUUUUGUACAAUUCAGCCCUUUACACUUGGUGUUAACACUGCUGCCAGCCAUUUUACAAAGCAUACCCUUUUAUUUUCCAUUGCAGAAAACCAGCAGUUCUAGUGAUCCACUGCAGUGAACAUGUCAGCUUCAUUUUAGUUGGUCUAACCCUCAAAGUCUACAAGAGUUUGCCUAAAUAUACGGGUCUAAUUAGACUGAGUAGGUACAUCCAGUUAGCUUCCUCUAAAUGAUUUGCUUGUUGAUGACAAGGAACUACUAGCCUAACAAGCUCUGUGGCUGUGUAGAAGAUAUCGGCCAUGGAUGACGAUGUCUUUUUUGAUUUUUGGCAACUUGGUGGCAGUGAAACAAGCUGUAAAAAAAACAAAAGUUGAUAUGGUUACCAUGGAGACGUGGAGCAACAUUAGCAUUCAUGUAGAGAGUUUGUACUUGACACAUGCUCAAGGGUCCGGGGGUCCUCCGCCAGAAAAAUGUUUUCGAUUUGAAUCCCAUUUCCUGCAUUUCUACAUAUAUUUAUAAGGACUAUGGUGAUACAACAUCCAGGAAAUAAUUAAGUUGACCAUAAUUAUAAAUUAUGCCAACAUGAAAAGUACAAAACCAUGUAUAAGAACUAAUUUGAAAGUGGGGGAUUUUGAAGUGUGGGGGAGAAGUUGGACAUGUCCCCCCUGUCCCCAGUGGAAAUUACAUCCUAGCACGUACUUACAGAAUCAUAACUUUUAACAAGGUGUUAGUAGCCUGACUAGCUCUGUAUGGCUGUUUUGAUUAUGUUGCAUUUCUGCAAUUUUAAAUGAUGCUUGUCCUGCAGUUAAACAGCUGUCCAGUCUCCCAGUAUAAAUAUACAAAACAGUACAGAUGGCCAUCCGCUCUUAUCAUAUAAAGAAUCCAUACGUGUUAACAAAAGUACAUUUUUCAAUACUCUGAAGCAUGUACAAUAACGAUAACCCUACCUGGGCGACAGUCUUAAAGCUGUUGGCAUACUUUGGAGAAUAACCGACAAUAAUGACAAGUAUAUCUGAUUUUUAAUCAAUAGGCUCAUUCAUACAAAACCACCAGGAUGUUCCUUUACGAUUACCCACAGUUAAAUCUGAAUCCAAGAAUGUGAAAAGUGCGGAAAAGCAAGUACAGCUAUGAAAUGCGCUUACCGUAAUUGUUGCCUUUAUUUGUUUAUGCUAUUAGAUGUGGACAAAAUGCCACUUGCCCACCUGGAUGUUUGGAAUCCAGGUGUGAUUCUGCACAAAGGUGCAGACCCGUUGAGACAAACAAUGAAGUAUCUUUAUUUCUGUAAAUACAGUAUUUAAAUAUUGUACAGAUUUUUAGCGUGGUUUCUGCAGCUUUAGAACCGUGUGUAUGUGUGUGUGUGUGUGUGUGUGUGUGUGUGGUGUGUUCUUUCACAUGGACAUCUCUCACCAUGUUUGUUUCUCACCAGCCAUAGCAGGAGAGGCCGAGGCAGGUUGGACUGCUCCUCUCAGUCAGAGUGAGAGAUCGAUGUGUCGCCUGUUACUCUUCUAUUAUUUUUUUUUUGCAAUCACAACGGAAACUUGAAUGCCUCCGUCCUUAAAAAAGCAUUUCAAAUUUGAAAUGGUAGCAGUAUCUAAAUGUGUCUAGUCCCAUUUCCACCCCCCCUGCAGUAGUGUAGAGUAGUAAUGAUUUAUUAUGCAUUACAUAUUUAGUGAAGAAAUAUUAAGACAACAUGAGCCAUUUCAUUUUGAAAUUGUUGUUUCAGUUAAACCGAGACUGAGGCAUAGUUAGCAAUAAUCAUACAAAUAAAAAGCCGCAUUUCCAGGUAAAUAUGAACGGAUUAAGUUAAAGUGUGCCUAGUACGACCAAAAUGUGAUGUCAAGAUUCUUUCACCCCAUCAGAGAAUUCAUAAAUACAUUAUCACCCUCCAUAUGCUCAGCUUUAUACAUGUGUGACCUCAGAUGGAAUCACCGAGCAUAACACGGAUUGUAAAUCCAUCCGAGGCUUUUGCCACAUCUAAAUGUUUAAUAUUCUAACAUUCUUGUGAAAUAUUUCACAGGUUAAAUUAAAGGGCAUUGUUGUGCGUUAUCUCUUCUUUUAUUCAACCUCUGCUGGCGGCCAGAAGGAAGAACACCGGCUGAAAAAAUGAACUUGCUAAUGUCGUGACCUCACCAUGCAGGGGGUACAUGUGGGUGUGGCUGCACUGUAAAAAAAAAGUAUUUCAUUUUUUUGUCAGCAGUACAUGUUAUAUAAUGGUUUAAGAGACUUGAAACAUUGCCAGUUGAUAUUAGUUGUUAUAAAAACUUGGGAAUUGGUUAAAUUAUUUUGUGCCUCAACUAUUAUGGCAGCACAAUCCAGAAAGAGUUGUGACAAAUAAUUCCUGCAAUUAGUUCACGCGUUAUGUCAGGUUGACACAACUAAGCACUUUUUACAGUGUAGUUUCCUCCAUGACAGAAACGCCUUCGACAGUAGGCUUAAUAAAAUAGGAAUGUGUGACAGCUAAUAGGAAAGCUUCAUCCAUUUUGGUCAACAUUGUCAAAGCAGUUGGGUCAUAGCAUGCUUUAAAGGUAGUACAGUAUGUCACAGCCCCCCCCCCCCCCCCCCCCAGUCAUCCAAGAACGCUCUAGUUGGCCUUUGUAGGCUCAAAGCAGUGCAAUAAUUAGUGCUUUUAGGGUACAGUUUUUCUUCAUGAUGUGACCAAAGUAGUUGCAGUGCUACUAAUUGCUGCGUAAAGUGCUGGUUGUCCAGUUGUUUGUUUAGAAAAGGUCAAAAAGAAAUUGCUUUGGAUGAUACAAAAAGCAAUUAGUUUGAAUCUUACUAAGACCAUCAGAGUUGAAGCCAAACUCCCCAAACCUACUUUGCCUCCGAGAGUGAUUCCACUGAUUGCACUGAUUCCACUGAAACAAACAGAUUUUUGUGCGAUUCUAAAUGCUUGUGUGAUAGUGGCCUUGCACAUGCUACGGCGCGUUAGCAUGCUAAGUUUGCUUUAUUUGACACGGAAUGCUGCACGUCCUUCCUGCUGGGGCAGUUACAGUCGGACAUUUUCAGUUUAAUGCGUAUACCUGACCAUGAGUGUCUCCAUAACACAAUUCAAGGAGGCAGAUGUUGUUCAUAAGACUUAGGUCUCUAAGCAGCUGAUCGGUGUGGAGCUAGACACACCCCCCAUCCCGUAAAGAAGCAACAUAUCAUUGUGGUAAAUACUGGAAGAAUAACACAGCUCCUGUACAAAGCUUUGCUUGUUUGACUCAAGAGAAAGCAAAGUAAUCUCCGGGUCAUUGGUAUGGACCAGCACCCCCACGGGUACAUUAGUACUGUUGUGCUAUAGUGCUUCCAGGAUCUUGAUAUCUAAAUAAUACAAUCAAAUAGCCAGUUUCUGAAGCCAUUUUCUUAGAUUCUUUAUUUGAACGGUGAAUCAAGGCUGGUCUCGCUUUUCAGUGUCGAAGUACAAAGUCACACAAGAGACUGUCUCCGGCACCGUCUGCACUGCAUGUUUUGCAUGUGUCGCAUAGGAAUGACUUAACAGCAGCAACAAGUAACAAGCUGACGUUGAUUACUAAUACACAAAGUCAAGGCUACCCGCUGAUGAGGAUGAGGAUGGUAGUGUUUUCUGGAAGAAGCUGUGUGCUCCCCGGCCUCGCCUGGCUGGGCGGUGCACCCCCCCCCUGCUGCUUUCUGAGCUGAUGUAGUUGAUGUUAACGCUCACAGCUGCCAUGGCAGAGCGGCCCUUCACAUACUUUACUGAUAACUAACCUAAUAACCUUAUUCCUUCUACACAUCUCUGUACUCACAAAGGACUGACGGAAAGUGGAAGGAUUUAAUAACACCGUGUUUAUAUUGUUUCUUUGGUGUAAUGUGUGCAACCUUGAGUAUUAUGUGGUGCACAUGAUACUGGUAAUAAGUAGCAGCUUUAUACUUAAUAAAGCUCAUAGGAAGACAUGCUUAGCUGACAUUAGCCUUCCAUUCACGACGUGUCAGGCAUUUGACAUUUCAGCGGAGGUGUCAGAUGUCGGCUCAGUCUGAAGGGAAGAGGUUCAAUGGAUGUGUUUUCAGGUAGCAGUCUAGCCAGCUUGCAUCAUGUACAAGUGUCUGCUUAACACUAUCUAAAAUAUACAGUAUACUCAAAAAGUCUUACUGCUAGAAUGACUGAGCUUAUAAUGUAGCUAGGAUCAUCUCAGCCUCUUGGAAACGCAACACACUGUACACUUAAAGUUCUUUAUUGAGGAUGUAAAGGAGUUUUUUUUAUAUUGAGUUACUUAUAUGUCUUGUUCUUUUGCAAUUUCACACAAUAAUGGGUGUAUUUUGAUCAAUGCCAGGUAUUCACUGUCAGACUGUCACCAAUAAAAUGUAUGUGUAUUUCAAAGAA
Messenger RNA from Etheostoma spectabile (orangethroat darter), 7505 nucleotides. It is a transcript of the gene hspa12a, whose product is annotated as heat shock protein 12A. Bases 353 to 2386 code for a protein of 677 amino acids. The transcript has 13 exons. Lineage: Eukaryota; Metazoa; Chordata; Actinopteri; Perciformes; Percidae. The record is from RefSeq and is a predicted model, not a curated record.